Molecule: messenger RNA, 2163 nt
Organism: Dromiciops gliroides (monito del monte)
Lineage: Eukaryota; Metazoa; Chordata; Mammalia; Microbiotheria; Microbiotheriidae
Product: basic proline-rich protein-like
Exons: 9
Coding region: 1-2163 (720 amino acids)
Source: RefSeq, a predicted model, not a curated record
AUGGUUGCUCGCUCGCCACCCCAACAGCAGUCGCCACACCAAGAGCACGAACGUGCCUGCCAGAACAGCGGUCGCCAGAGACAGAGCAUGAACACGCACCACCAGCACAAGGACCCAGAAGGAAAAAGACCAAGUUCUGGAAGAUGCCUAGCCUUCCAGAUCACCUGCCUCCCUUCACGCGCCCCGGCCCGGCAGGCCUCGGCACACCCCGGCACGCCCCGGCACGGCACGCCCUGGCUCGGCACGCCCCGGCACACCCCGGCACGCCCCGGCACACCCCGGCACGCCCCGGCUCAGCGCGCCCAGGCCCGGGUCAGCGCGCCCCGGCCCGGGUCAGCGCGCCCCGGCCCGGGUCAGCGCGCCCCGGCCCGGGUCAGCGCGCCCCGGCCCGGGUCAGCGCGCCCCGGCUCGGCAGGCCCCUGCUCGCGCGCCCCGGCCCGGCAGGCCUCGGCACACCCCGGCACGGCACGCCCUGGCUCGGCACGCCCCGGCACACCCCGGCACGCCCCGGCUCAGCGCGCCCCGGCCCGGCUCAGCGCCCCUGCUCGGCUCGGCACGCCCCUGCUCGGCUUGGCACGCCUCGGGACGCCCCUGCUCGCGCGCCCCGGCUCGGCAGGCCUCGGCACACCCCGGCACGCCCCGCCUCAGCGCGCCCCUGCCCGGGUCAGCGCGCCCCGGCCCGGUGCGCCCCGGCCUGGCUCCGAGCGCCCCGGCUCGGCGCGCCCCAGCACGCUCCAGCUCGGCACGCCCCGGCACCCCCCCCCCUCAGCGCGCCCCGGCUCGGCAGGCCUAGGCACACCCCGGCACGCCCCGGCUCGGCUCGGCACGCCCCGGCCCAACUUGGCACGCCCCACCGCGGCUCAGUGCGCCCCGGCCUGGCUCGGAGCGCCCCGGCUCGGCGCGCCCCAGCACGCUCCAGCUCGGCACGCCCCGGCACCCCCCCCCUCAGCGCGCCCCGGCUCGGCAGGCCUAGGCACACCCCGGCACGCCCCGGCUCGGCGCGCCCCUGCCCGGGUCAGCGCGCCCCGGCUCGGCACGUCCCUGCUCAGCUCGGCACGCCCCGGCCCAACUUGGCACGCCCCACCGCGGCUCAGUGCGCCCCGGCCUGGCUCGGAGCGCCCCGGCUCGGCGCGCCCCAGCACGCUCCAGCUCGGCAUGCCCCGGCACGCCCCGCCUCAGCGCGCCCCGGCUCGGCAGGGCUCGGCACACCCCGGCACGCCCCGCCUCAGCGCGCCCCGGCCCGGGUCAGCGCGCCCCGGCUCGGCACGCCCCUGCUCGGCUCCGCACGCCCCGGAACGGCUCGGCACGGCUCGGCACGCCCCUGCACGGUUCGGCACGACUCGGCACGCCCCGGCACGCACGGCUCAGCACGCCCCGGCACGGUUCGGCACGGUUCGGUACGGCUCGGCACGCCCCGGCACGCGCGCCCCGGCCCGGCAGGCCUCGGCACACCCCGGCACGGCACGCCCUGGCUCGGCACGCCCCGGCACACCCCGGCACGCCCCGGCUCAGCGCGCCCCGGCCCGGCUCAGCGCCCCUGCUCGGCUCCGCACGCCCCUGCUCGGCUUGGCACGCCUCGGGACGCCCCUGCUCGGUUCGGCACGCCCCUGCUCGGCUCGGCACGCCCCUGCUCGGCUAGGCACGCCCCGGCCCAACUUGGCACGCCCCACCGCGGCUCAGUGCGCCCCGGCCUGGCUCCGAGCGCCCCGGCUCGGCGCGCCCCAGCACGCUCCAGCUCAGCAUGCCCCGGCACGCCCCGCCUCAGCGCGCCCCGGCUCGGCAGGCCUAGGCACACCCCGGCACGCCCGGGCUCGGCGCGCCCCUGCCCGGGUCAGCGCGCCCCGGCUCGGCACGUCCCUGCUCAGCUCGGCACGCCCCUGCUCGUGCGCCCCGGCCUGGCUCGGAGCGCCCCGGCUCGGCGCGCCCCAGCACGCUCCAGCUCGGCAUGCCCCGGCACGCCUCGCCUCAGCGCGCCCCGGCUCGGCAGGCCUCGGCACACCCCGGCACGCCCCGCCUCAGCGCGCCCCUGCCCGGGUCAGCGCGCCCCGGCCCGGUGCGCCCCGGCCUGGCUCGGAGCGCCCCGGCUCGGCGCGCCCCAGCACGCUCCAGCUCGGCACGCCCCGGCACCCCCCCCCUCAGCGCGCCCCGGCUCGGCAGGCCUAG